GAUAUAAACGAAAGUUGGGAAAGAUAGUAUCGUAAGUUUUCCUGCUGCUGUUGUAGUUUAUAUUCACAGGAAAAAUAACAUGGCAUCUAAACUGAACAUAUCGUGUGGUUCAUGUGGAUAUGAGGACAUAUCGAAAAAUGCAAAGAAAUGGUGCACCAUAUGUGAGGAGGGAUUCUGUGGAGAAUGUGAAAAGUACCACAAAUCUAUGAAAGUUUUGAGUGAUCACGAGAUGAUUUCUAUAGAGGAUUAUCGUCAAAUUAAAAAUAUUUCUGUAAAUCUUAACUGUGAGAUUCAUGGUAAAAAGCUCGAUCUGUACUGCAAGAAGCACGAUGCCGCGAUUUGCGUAUUUUGUCUUGUCUGUAUUCCUUCAGAACAUAAAUCCUGUUCCUCUUCUGACGUCAUCUCCAUUGAUGACGCAUCAAAAAACGCUAAACAAUCAAGUGCACUCUUAUACUUAGAAGGAACUAUCUUAACGACAGUAGACAACGUGAAGCACUGUAUCAAAGACCGAGAAAUGGCUUUGACAAAUGUGGACCAAGAUGAACAAACAAUACGUAAAACGAUUACAAACACACGAAAGAAUCUAAAUGAAUGUUUGGAUAAUCUUGAGAGAAAACUGCUUGUAGAUUUGCAAUCUAAACAUGGAAACUGUAAAUCUAAAAUCAUUAAAAUUCUUAAUCAAUUGAGGCAAAUGGAGAAAGAGGUAGAAAUACUGAAAGAGCAGACGAUUCAAAUGAAAAGUUUUGCAUCUGACCUGCAAGUAUUUCUAGGAACGCGACAAUUAAACAAAACAAUUAGUGAAACGAUUGGAUCACUCAAAGAAGAGAUUAGAGAUUAUACGAAUGACAACAUGGAGAUAGAGAUGAAUCGCGUGAUCAGUUCCUUAGUGAAUGAGAUAAAACAGUUUGGAGAAAUUAGAGUUAUUGAAACUAUGGCCAUAUAUCUACAAUUAAAAGAUGCAAAGAUCGACCAGGCUCAGAUACAGAUACAUGGAUUUUCGCGAAGUAUUCAAAAUGUCAAUCUGAAGCUGAAACAGAAGUUUGAUAUCAAAGGAUCAAUCCAGGCUAUCACUGGCUGUAUUGUAUUACCAGACGACCGAAUCAUAAUUGCAGACUAUUAUGGAAGUGGUAAAUUAAUGGAAUACAAUAACAAUGGUCAACACAUACGUGACAUUCCUGUCUCUAAUGAACCGUUUAGUCUUACAUUAGUGGAUACUGACUGUAUUGCUGUUACAUAUGGACUAUCUGAAUACCUGGAGAUUAUAAACACUAAGAAUACUAGUGAUCGGAAGAGGGUGAAUUGCAGUAGUUACUGCUUAGGAAUAUCUUACCAGGACCAGAAGCUGUAUGUUCUUGUAAAGCAACAAGGCAUAGUAGUGAUGGACUUGAAUGGGACGACAUUAAAUACAAUCGAUAUCGAUGUUUACAAUGUUGUUAAUAUAACAACGACCAUUGACAGGAUAUACUACACAAACUACAACAGUAAUACAGUACAAUGUUGUAGUAUGACUGGACAAGAAAUAUGGGUAUUCAGUGAUCGGUCUAUUUCCAACCCGAGAGGAUUAUCAGUGGAUAGUAAUCAGAACGUAUUUGUUGUUGGUCAAACCUCUAACAACCUGACCGUUAUACAACAUGACGGGAAAGAUUGUACAGUCUUACUUACUGAUCGGGAUGGACUUAAAGCUGCUUAUGCAGUGAAUUACAACAGACAAAAGAAGAUUAUAUGUGUAGGCUACAAGGCAGGAAGUGUUGCAUUGUACCAAGUGUCGUGA
Messenger RNA from Mytilus trossulus (common blue mussel), 1771 nucleotides. RefSeq lists its product as uncharacterized. The transcript is spliced from 2 exons. Gene Ontology annotation, molecular function: zinc ion binding. Bases 80 to 1771 code for a protein of 563 amino acids. The record is from RefSeq and is a predicted model, not a curated record. Lineage: Eukaryota; Metazoa; Mollusca; Bivalvia; Mytilida; Mytilidae.